This is a messenger RNA of Astyanax mexicanus (Mexican tetra), 10575 nucleotides long. RefSeq names its product teneurin transmembrane protein 2a (gene tenm2a). The transcript has 34 exons. NCBI's taxonomy places the organism in Eukaryota, Metazoa, Chordata, Actinopteri, Characiformes, Acestrorhamphidae. Gene Ontology annotation, cellular component: neuron projection; membrane. Gene Ontology annotation, molecular function: protein homodimerization activity; protein heterodimerization activity; cell adhesion molecule binding. Gene Ontology annotation, biological process: neuron development; heterophilic cell-cell adhesion; signal transduction. Bases 570 to 9017 code for a protein of 2815 amino acids. The record is from RefSeq and is a predicted model, not a curated record.
GGAGCGAGUGUGUGAGAGCGCGUGCUCCUCGCUGAAUGGUAGCGUCCGCGCUCCGUCACGGUUUAGCCGCGCUCGCGCACAGCUGCCCGUCUCAGAGGCUGCGCGCUGCGGACGCGGGAACUGCACCGCCGCUUCGCCGCUUCCUUCACCACGGUCACACUGCUCCGCUGCUCCGCUGCUUUUCUCCGGGAGGAGGGCUGCUUCUCUGCCGAGCCCCGCCAGCCCGAGUCCUCGAGGGGAAGCCCCGCACGGACGCGUCCCGCCGGUGCGGCUGGCUGUGAGUUGUCGGUGGCUCGCGCUGACUGCUCGCGCGCCCGAGAGAGAGAACAAACAAACGAACGAACGAAUUUCCUGCGGUAAAUUACAGCUAGAGAAGUAUCCAUCGAUAACUGCGCGGAGGGAGGCGUUACUGGAGAGAAAGAGAGAGAGAGAGAGAGAGAGAGAAAAGUUUCCUGAGGGAAAUGAAGGCUGUGUGAAGAAAACAACACUGGCCGGUACAGGUGAGGGACCAGACAGUUAGCUAAGACCUUCGCCUGUGUGAGCGGUCAGCCCGGCCGACUGCAGCAGCCAUGGACCUGAAGGAGCGCAGACACCGCACUCUGACCCACGGUCACUGUGAGAAAGAGCUGCAGUUCACCACUUCUUCUCUGGAUAAUGAGGAAUGCCGCGUGCCCACCCAGAAAUCCUACAGCUCCAGCGAGACGCUCAAGGCCUUCGACCACGAGGGCCGUCUGCCCUACGGAGGCUGCGUGACUGACUUAGUGCACCAUGAAGCAGACGAAUACUCCAGACAAGGAGGAGCCUAUGUGAAGCUCUCUCCGGUGUUCCUGCAGUACUUCUUGUCAGGGAACUUCACUCUGGCGGAGUUGGGAAUCUGUGAGCCUGCCCCCCAUCAAAACGCCUACUGCCCAGACCUGGGGCUACUGCACGGCUACUCUCUGAGUGCCGGCUCCGACGCAGACUCGGACCCAGAGGGCCCCAUCUCUCCAGAGAGAGCCAUGCAGCUGUGGAGCGCCCGCGACAUCAAAUCCCGCCGCAGCUCGGGCCUGUCCAGCCGUGAAAACUCCGCCCUCACACUCACCGACUCCGAGAACGAGAACAAGUCUGAUGACGAAUCAGCAUACCUCGACGAUGAUGAGGAGGAUGACCCUUUUGGGGAUAUUCCAUUCAGAAUCCGGGCACUCUUUCCUGGCCUUCGAAAAGGUCGCCCCCUUCCUCCCUCCACCGCCUCGUCCAGCCUCCUGCCCCCAGCCCCCUCUCCUCCCUCCGCCCCCCUCCAUCCAGUCCCGCCCACCAUCAGGGAGUGCCAGGUCCCCCUGCUGGACAGCAGCACCUCCCACACCAUGCUGGAGCCCCACCCAGAGGACCAAAUCUCCCCUAACUCAUACCUGCUCCGGGCCCAGACCACCACUGGAGUUUCAAACCACCACAGCCAAUCGACCCUGCGGCCGCCUCUGCCUCCACCCCACAAUGCCCAGACGCUGUCGCAUCAUCAGUCCUCGGCCAACUCCCUAAACCGCAAUACUCUGAGUGGCCGCCGCAACCCCAUCCAUGCCCCACCGGUGGUCCCGGGAGACGGCCCCACCACGCCUGAGUCAGUGCAGCUGCAGGACAGCUGGGUGCUCAACAGCAACGUGCCACUGGAGACCAGGCACUUCCUGUUUAAGACGUCGUCAGGGACGACACCCCUCUUCAGCAGCUCAUCGCCAGGUUACCCUUUGACUUCGGGCACGGUGUACUCCCCUCCACCUCGACUCUUGCCCAGAAACACCUUCUCCAGAAGCGCCUUCAAGCUGAAGAAGCCCUCGAAAUACUGCAGCUGGAAAUGCGCAGCCGUGACAGCCAUCGCUGCCGCCGCCCUGCUGGCCAUUCUGCUGUCAUACUUCAUUGCAAUGAAUCUGUUGGGGCUGAACUGGCAGCUGAAGCCUGUGGACGGUCCCAUGCUCAACCAUGGCCUGGGUACAGGCCUGCCUGGCAAUGGUGAAGAGGCGGCAGUGCCCCCUGGAGGCAGAGGGCCAUGGGUGUUUCGGAACAGCAGCAUAGACACAGGCGAUUUGGAGGUGGGCCGGCGUGUAACCCAGGAGGUCCCACCAGGGGUAUUCUGGAGGUCCUUACUCCAUCUUAGCCAGCCUCAGUUUCUCAAGUUCAACAUAUCGCUGGGCAAAGAUGCACUUUUUGGCGUCUAUAUUCGUAAAGGCCUGCCCCCAUCCCAUGCACAGUAUGACUAUAUGGAGCGCUUGGACGGCAAGGAAAAGUGGAGUGUGGUGGAAUCUCCGCGAGAGAGACGCAGUAUACAGACGGUGGUUCUGAACGAAGCCGUGUUCGUGCAGUAUCUGGACCCUGGGACGUGGCAUCUGGCCUUUUACAACGACGGCAAGGAGAAAGAGUCUGUGUCCUUCAGCACAGCAGUACUGGACUCGGUGCAAGAGUGCCCGCGGAAUUGCCAUGGCAAUGGCGAGUGCGUGUCAGGAGUGUGUCACUGUUUCCCCGGCUUCCAUGGCAUGGACUGCUCGAAAGCUGCCUGUCCGGUACUGUGCAGUGGUAAUGGGCAGUACGACAAAGGCUCGUGUAUCUGCUACAGUGGCUGGAAAGGUCCGGAGUGUGAUGUGCCAGUCAACCAGUGCAUCGACCCUCAGUGUGGUGGCCAUGGAACCUGCACAGAGGGCACAUGCAUCUGCUCACUGGGAUAUAAGGGAGAAAACUGCAUUGAAGUUGACUGUCUGGACCCGACGUGCUCCAAUAAUGGCAUCUGUGUGAGCGGUGAGUGCCACUGUAAACCAGGCUGGGGCGGAGCACACUGCGAGCUGCCCAGAGCUCAGUGCCCUGACCAGUGCCACGGCCACGGAGCCUUCAUCCCCGAGACCGGCCUCUGCAGCUGCGACCCCAGCUGGAUGGGUCCCGACUGCUCCGUAGAGGUGUGCUCGGUGGACUGCGGCACUCACGGCGUGUGUAUGGGCGGCUCGUGCCGCUGCGAGGAGGGCUGGACGGGCGAGGCGUGUGACCAGCGCGUGUGUAACCCGCUGUGUGUGAAACACGGCACCUGCAAGGACGGCAAGUGCGAGUGUCAGCAGGGCUGGAACGGAGAGCACUGCACCAUCGACUAUUGGGAUGAGACUUAUAAAGAUGGCUGUCCCAACCUGUGUAACGGUAACGGGCAGUGCACCAUGGGGCAGAACAGCUGGCACUGCGAGUGCAAGACAGGCUGGAGGGGCACCGGCUGCAACGUUGCCAUGGAGACAUCCUGCGCAGACAACAAAGACAAUGAAGGAGAUGGUCUGACUGACUGCAUGGACCCAGACUGUUGCAUCCAGAGCCCAUGUCAGAACAGCCCACUGUGCAGAGGCUCCCGGGACCCCCAGCAGGUCAUCCAGCAGAGCCAGCUGCCUGUACAGAAGGUCCGAUCCUUCUAUGAAAGGGUCAAGAUGCUGGUGGGCCGUGACAGUACACACAUCAUCCCAGCAGAAAACCCAUUCAAUGCCAGUUUGGCAUCUUUGAUCCGCGGCCAAGUGCUGACCACAGACGGAACCCCCCUGGUGGGGGUUAAUGUGUCUUUCGUCAAAUACCCUCUCUAUGGAUACACUCUCACACGGCAAGAUGGAACCUUCGACCUCAUCGCUAAUGGAGGAGCUUCUCUCACACUUCAUUUCGAGCGGGCUCCGUUUCUGAGCCAGGAGCGCACGGUGUGGCUGCCAUGGAAUAGCUUCUAUGCCAUGGACACUCUGAUGCUGAAGACGGAGGAGAACACCAUUCCUGGCUGUGAUCUGAGCGGUUUCGUCCGUCCUGAUCCGGUGGUGGUAGCUUCACCGUUAUCUUCCUUCUUCAGCUCCAGACCUGGAGAACGGUCCAUCAUCCCAGAGACUCAGAUUCUUCACGAGCAGAUCGAGAUUCCAGGCACCACUCUGAAAUUGUGCCACCUGAGCUCACGGACGGCAGGAUACCGCUCCUUGCUGAAGAUCACCAUGACCCAGGCGGUAGUUCCCCUCAGCCUGGUGAAGGUUCAUCUGAUGGUGGCUGUGGAGGGUCAUCUGUUCCAGAAGUGGUUCCACGCCUCACCCAACCUGGCCUAUACGUUCAUCUGGGACAAGACUGAUGCUUAUGGCCAGCGGGUCUAUGGGCUGUCCGAGGCAGUGGUCUCUGUGGGUUACGAGUACGAGACGUGUCCUAGCCUGGUGCUGUGGGAGAAGAGGACAGCAGUGCUGCAAGGAUAUGAACUAGAGCCUUCUAACCUUGGCGGAUGGUCUCUGGACAAGCAUCACAUUCUAAACCUUCGCAGUGGCAUCCUCCAUAAAGGCAGCGGGGAGAACGUGUUUGUAUCCCAGCAGCCCCCAGUCAUCACAAGCAUUAUGGGUAAUGGACGUCGGCGGAGCAUCUCCUGCCCGAGCUGUAACGGGCUGGCAGAUGGGAAUAAGCUGUUGGCACCAGUGGCGCUAGCAGCGGGCAUUGAUGGCAGCCUCUACGUUGGUGACCUGAAUUUCGUUCGCAGGGUGUAUCCAUCCCUCAACACCACUCGCGUGCUGGAGCUCAGAAAUAAGGACUUUCGGCACAGCAACAAUCCAACACAUAAAUACUUCCUGGCAGUGGAUCCUUUGACUGGAGCUCUAUUCAUUUCGGACACAAACUCCCGGAGGAUCUACCGCGUGCGCUCUCUCACUGGAGGCCGGCUGCUGGCGGAAAAUGCGGAGGUGGUGGCGGGCACGGGAGAGCAGUGUCUGCCCUUUGAUGAGCGCUGUGGGGACGGAGGGAAAGCUGUGGAGGCCACGCUUAUGAGCCCAAAAGGUAUUGCAGUGGACAAAAAUGGGCUGAUGUACUUUGUGGAUGCCACCAUGAUCAGGAAAGUGGACCAGAAUGGCAUCAUCUCCACAAUGCUGGGGGCUAAUGACCUCACUGCAGUACGGCCGCUCAGCUGUGACACCAGCAUGGAUGUCAGCCAGGUGCGUUUGGAAUGGCCUACUGACCUGGCUGUGAACCCAAUGGACAACUCACUGUAUGUGCUGGAGAACAAUGUCAUCCUCCGUAUCACUGAGAACCACCAGGUGAGCAUUGUAGCAGGGCGGCCCAUGCACUGCCAGGUGCCUGGUAUCGACUACUCCCUCAGCAAGCUGGCCAUCCACUCAGCCCUGGAGAGUGCCACAGCCAUCGCCAUCUCGCACACCGGGGUCCUGUACAUCUCAGAGACGGACGAGAAGAAGAUCAACCGCGUGCGGCAGGUCAGCGCCAACGGAGAGAUCUCGCUGCUGGCCGGCGCCGCCUCCGAGUGCGACUGCAAGAACGACGUCAACUGCAACUGCUUCGCUGGUGAUGAGGGCUACGCCACGGACGCCAGCCUCAACUCACCCACCUCACUGGCUGUAUCACCCGAUGGUACGCUGUUCAUCGCCGACCUCAACAACAUCCGCAUCCGCGCUGUACGCAGCAACCGCCCAGCCAUGAACGCCGUCGGACGCUUUGAGGUGGCGUCACCACGAGAGCAGGAACUGUACAUAUUCAGCGAGGAGGGAUUACACCUGCAGACUCUCAGUCUGGUCAGCGGGAUGCCCCUGUACAACUUCACCUAUGGGCCUGAUGGAGAGCUGGCCGUGGCCGUGGACAAUUGCAACAACACUAUGAGGGUGAGGAGGGAGGGUGUGGGGCAGGGUGGAGCUGGCCUGCUCAGGCUCCUACUGCUACCCGAGAACCAGGUGGUCACUUUGGGUCUGGACCCAUCAGGUGGUCUGCGAUCAGUCUCUGCUCUCAACAGGGAGAUCAUGCAGCUCAGCUACAGCGGAGGAACCGGACUGCUGGCCAGUAAAGCAGAUGAGACAGGCUGGACAACGUUUUACGAGUAUGACAGCGAGGGGAGACUCACCAACGUGACUUAUCCCACUGGGAUGGUGACCAGCCUGCACAGAGAGAUCGAGAAAUCCAUCAACAUUGAUAUCGAGAGCUCCAACAGAGAUGAUGAUGUCACUGUCAUCACCAACCUUUCAUCAGUGGAGGCCUCCUAUACCGUGGUGCAAGACCAAGUACGGAACAGCUACCAGCUCUGCAACAAUGGCACUCUGAGAGUGAUGUAUGCCAAUGGAAUGGGUAUCAGCUACCACACCGAGCCUCACAUUCUGGCUGGAUCGGUAAGCCCCACCAUCGGCCGCAGAAACAUCACCCUGCCCACCGACAACGGCCUUAACUCCAUAGAGUGGCGACUACGCAAGGAACUGACCAAGGGAAGGGUAACUGUGUUUGGAAGGAAACUGAGGGCCCACGGACGCAACCUGCUUUCCAUCGACUUCGACAGGAACACGCGGACAGAGAAGAUCUAUGACGAUCACAGGAAGUUCACCCUUAGGAUCACGUACGAUGCCCAGGGCAGGCCUGCCAUCUGGCAGCCCAGUAGCAGCCUGGCCGUGGUCAACGUAUCCUACUCCACUACAGGUCAGCUGGUGGGCUUGCACAGAGGAAGCAUGAGCGAGAGGACCGAGUUUGACCCGCAGGGCCGCAUCCUUUCCCGCUCUUUUGUGGACGGCAAAGUGUGGAGCUACAGCUACCUAGAUAAGUCCAUGGUGCUGCUCCUGCAGAGUCAGCGGCAGUACAUCUUUGAGUUUGAUUCGUCUGAUCGCAUCACUGCGGUCACAAUGCCCAGCGUGGCCCGGCACACCAUGUUCACUCACGUCUCAAUCGGCUACAUCCGAAACACCUACAACCCCCCUGAAAGCAACGCCUCCAUCAUCUACGACUUCAGUGAGGAUGGCCGUCCUCAGGCCACCUACUUCCUAGGUACAGGGCGCCGUGUCCUCUACAAGUACGGCAAGCUUGCCAAGCUAUCCGAGAUAUUGUACGACAGCACAGCUGUCACUUUUGGCUAUGAUGAGACCGCUGGUGUGCUGAAGAUGGUCAAUCUACAAAGUGGAGGCUUCUCUUGUACGAUAAGGUACCGUAAGAUGGGACCCCUAGUGGACAAACAGAUCUAUCGCUUCUCUGAGGAAGGAAUGGUGAACGCUCGAUUUGACUACACCUACCACGAUAACAGUUUCCGUAUAGCCAGCAUGAAGCCGGUGAUAAGCGAGACACCAUUACCUGUGGAUCUGUACCGCUAUGAUGAAAUCUCUGGGAAGGUGGAACACUUUGGGAAGUUCGGGGUCAUCUACUACGACAUCAAUCAGAUCAUCACCACAGCGGUGAUGACGCUCAGCAAGCAUUUCGAUGCUCACGGCCGCAUCAAGGAGGUGCAGUACGAGAUCUUCCGCUCGCUCAUGUACUGGAUGACGGUGCAGUAUGAUAACAUGGGUCGUGUGAUCAAGCGGGAGCUGAAGAUCGGGCCGUAUGCCAACACCACACAGUACCGCUAUGAAUAUGAUGGUGAUGGGCAGCUCAGUGGUGUCAAAGUGAAUGAUUGGUCCACAUGGCGCUACAGCUACGACCUCAACGGUAACCUGCACCUGUUGAACCCUGGCAACAGUGCCCGACUCAUGCCGCUACGCUACGACCUGCGUGACCGCAUCACGCGGCUGGGCGAUGUGCAGUAUCGCCUGGAUGAAGAUGGUUUCCUCAGCCAGAGAGGUUCAGAUAUCUUCGAGUACAACUCCAAAGGCCAGCUGGUGCGGGCGUACAGCAGAGCCGCCGGAGGCUGGAGCGUGCAGUAUCGCUACGACGGCCUGGGCCGGAGGGUCUCCACCAAGAACAGCCUGGGCCAGCACCUGCAGUUCUUCUACGCUGACCUGAACAACCCAGCGCGGGUCACGCACGUGUUCAACCACUCCAGCUCAGAGAUCACCUCACUAUACUACGACCUGCAGGGCCAUCUGUUCGCCAUGGAGGUGAGCAGUGGGGAGGAGUAUUACAUUGCCUCGGACAACACGGGCACUCCGCUGGCCGUCUUCAGCAGCAACGGGCAGAUGAUCAAGCAGGUGCAGUACACAGCAUACGGCGAAGUGUACCACGAUUCCAACCCUGAGUUCCAGCUGGUUGUCGGCUUCCACGGCGGGCUGUACGAUGCGCUGACCAAGCUAGUGCACUUCACACAGAGAGACUAUGAUGUAUUAGCUGCCAGGUGGACAUCGCCAGACUAUACAAUGUGGCAGAAGAUCGGCAAAGACCUUGCGCCAUUUAACUUGUACAUGUUCAAGAACAAUAAUCCUCUGAGCGAUAUGCUGGACGUCAAGAAUUAUGUAACAGAUGUAAAGAGUUGGCUGGUAAUGUUUGGCUUCCAGCUAAGCAACAUCAUUCCCGGUUUCCCCAAACACACACUGUACUUUGUGGAUCCACCGUAUGAGCUACUAGCUAUCCAGGAGUGUGAGAAUGGCCAGCUGAUGACUGGAGUUCAGCAGGAGGCUGAAAGGCACAAUCAGGCCUUCAUGGCUCUGGAAGGCCAGCUUCUCAACAAGGAACGACGGGCCAGGCGAGAUAAACCAGGUCACUGGUUCGGCACCAACACUCCCAUCAUUGGCCGUGGAGUGAUGUUUGCCGUGAAAGAGGGUCGUGUGGUAACAGGCGUCUCCAGCAUGGCGAGCGAUGACAGCAGAAAGGUGGCACUGGUGCUCAACGGUGCCACCUAUCUGGAGGGCACGCACUACAUCCAGGACGGCCGUGACUGCCACUUCUUUGUGAAGAUCGGCUCCUCUGACGCCGACCUGCUGGCAUUAGGCCUCACCAAUGGACGCAAGGCCCUGGACAACAGCAUCAACGUGACGGUGAGUGGCCGAUCAAGACGAGGCGUCACUGUGGAGUUCCGGGCGCCAGCACUGUCUUUGAGUAUCCGCUACGGGCUGGCGGCAGACGUGCUGGACGAGGAGCGCGGCCGCCUGCUGGAGCUGGCCAGGCAACGGGCGCUGGCAGGGGCGUGGCUACGAGAGCAGCAGAGUACGCGAGACGGGAAAGAAGGUAGUCGCCUGUGGACUGAGGGCGAGAAGCAGCAGCUGCUCUCCACAGGGAAAGUACAGGGCUACGAUGGGUACUAUGUGCUACCCGUGGAGCAAUACCCCGAACUGGCGGACAGCAGCACCAACAUCCAGUUUCUGAGACAGAAUGAAAUGGGGAAGAGGUAACAGAACAAUGGUCCCUGACUUUUUCCCCAUUUUUCUCUGACUUUUCUUGCUUUCUCUCUUUCUCUUCCUCUCUCUUUCUCUUCUACCGCUGUUCUUCUCUGUCCUCUAUCUCCUUUACCCAUGGAGAAUAAAUGAACUUCUGGGGUAACUCUCUGAAAGCUGCAGGGACUUUUAAAAAGAACAUUAAUAAUACUGCCACUGGCAAAAAAUAACACUUUCAAAGAACUGUUCUUUGUUUUUGAACAACAGACUUGAAAAAGCACUGAUAAACUGCAAACAGAACAGAACUGCUGUUGCUAAUAUCUGAAAAAUCCCCUUUUUAAAAAAGAAUAGCUAUUUUUCACCCAUAUUUUUUGGGUUCUGAGAGGACGUUGGUGCCACAUGGUACCUCAUGUUCCCGUGUGAUCCAGAUGGAAGAGGAGAGAGAGGAGAGCUUUCUCAAACUGUUACAGAGGCCCAGUCGAAACAUCAGAACUGAACAACAACAUCCGCAAGGUGGAAGAAUAUCAGUCUCAGGCCUCACCUUCUCAGCAACAGCACUGUCCACACACGUGGACACGAGUCCCAUCCACCACACACUGCUGUAAUAAGGACCUUGAAGAAACAGGACUCCCACAAAGGAAAGCAUUUUUAAAAAAAACUACAAAAAUUAUGGCUAUAUUUGCGUAAAAUCAGUGUCGAACAUAGUUUUGUUUUAUCACUGGAAGACUAGACUAUUAUCUCUGUUGUGUCAGAUUACACUGAAGUUCAGGGUGGGCUUAGAUGCGAUAGUUUUGUAUGUCUCAGUUGAAGUAGAAUUGUGAGACUCUCACCAGGGCACUUCUGUACAGAUACAUUGGGAAAAAAGGAAACAAUAACUCAUACUAUCAAGAUUAAAGGUUACUAGUAUCAGAAACUAUUUAUUUUUAUUUUAUGCUUGUUAUUUUUUAAUUUAUUUAUUGUUAUUAUUAUUAGUAGUACUCUAUGACAAUCAUGAAGGAGUCACCAUUCUUAGCUAAGAGAACACUGGUGGAGUAUUUUCUUUUUGUAAAAUAUGUAAGAAAUGUUCAUUAAGUUUUUAUAUUAAUUUUGAUUUGCUUAAGCAAAUUAUAGUCAUAGACAAAAAUAAUUUAUGUAAAGUGUUUUAAAAUGGUUUAUACUUUAAAUAAAGUUUAAAACUGUGAAACUUGUUUUUUUCGAAAUAUAUCUGUAUGUACAGUGUAUAGAUUUACCUUUAUGCAGCACAGUAGAAUAUUGUUCAUAAUAUCAAGUUUUAUAUUUCUAACAAAAGGUGGCUUGUAAUGUGCAAACCUAUAGCUGGUAUAACGACACUAGGAUUUUGUGACACUCAAAUAUCCCAGAUAAACGAUAUCGAUCCCCAGUUUGAUGUUUCGUUUGUUUAGUUUUGUUUUUAUGCAGAAAAAUUGCUGUACUAGAACCCAAAACCGUAGAAAUGAAUUCUAUCCACUGUGAAGAACUCAUUAUGGAUGUCAUUAUGUACCAAAUCAGUAUUGAGGGAUUCUUACACUUAAGCAAGACUCUUCUGAGACCUUAUCAAUAAAAAGUUUACUUCAUGUGA